AUGAAUCAAAUGCAAAGGAUUCUCUCUGCUCGUCGACUAUCUCACUCAAUCAUACCUCAAUCGUGCUUUCUUCACCGGCGGUGGUUCGCGACCUCAGAAACUGAUGCUUCGUCGCCACCACUGAUGCUUCGUCGACCUCAAAAGAUUCAAACUUUGGAAGACAAAGCUUCCAACAAAAGCCGAAGCACGGCGUCGACAACAUCUUCUCUCAAUGAACAAGAACUUGCCAAAUUCUCUGCCAUUGCUGAUACCUGGUGGCAUUCUGAAGGGCCGUUUAAGCCUUUGCAUCUGAUGAAUCCAACUCGGUUGGCUUUCAUCCGCUCCACCUUAUGCAGGCAUUUCAGUAAGGAUCCGAGUUCUGCUAGGCCUUUUGAAGGGCUGAGACUUAUUGAUGUAGGUUGUGGCGGUGGACUUCUUUCCGAGCCUCUAGCACGGAUGGGAGCAACUGUCACAGGGAUUGAUGCUGUUGAUAAGAAUGUCAAAAUUGCUCGUCUUCACGCUGAUAUGGAUCCUAUGACUUCAAAAAUUGAAUACCAAUGUACCACAGCAGAAAAGCUAGUGGAUGAAGGGAGGACGUUUGAUGCUGUUCUUGCCUUAGAGGUCAUCGAGCAUGUAGCAAACCCUGCAGAGUUCUGCAACUCGUUGUCAGCAUUGACCAUCCCCAACGGAGCCACGAUACUUUCUACAAUCAACCGCUCUAUGCGAGCGUAUGCAUCAGCCAUUGUUGCAGCAGAGUACAUUCUACAAUGGCUUCCUAAAGGCACACACGAGUGGUCAAGUUUUCUAACUACUGAAGAACUUACUAUGAUACUACAACGUGCUUCAAUCGAUGUGAAGGAGAUGGCUGGAUUUGUGUACAACCCGAUAACAGGAAGAUGGUUAUUGUCAGAUGACAUAAGUGUGAACUUCAUCGCUUAUGGGACGAAAAAAGAAUGAUCUUGAAGACAUAUAAGCGAUUGUUCUUCAAUCUGUGUAUCUCUCUGCGCAUCUGCUUCUGGAAGUUUCUUAGGACAGGACAGUAGUUAAAUUUGAAAUAAGUGAGAGUGAUCUGAGGAUACAGUUCCAAACUUUAUUAUUAUAAGUUUACAAAGUGAAACAAUUAAGAAA
This is a messenger RNA of Brassica oleracea var. oleracea, 1107 nucleotides long. Its product is annotated as ubiquinone biosynthesis O-methyltransferase, mitochondrial. NCBI's taxonomy places the organism in Eukaryota, Viridiplantae, Streptophyta, Magnoliopsida, Brassicales, Brassicaceae. Gene Ontology annotation, biological process: ubiquinone biosynthetic process. Gene Ontology annotation, molecular function: 2-methoxy-6-polyprenyl-1,4-benzoquinol methyltransferase activity. The record is from RefSeq and is a predicted model, not a curated record.